AUGGCACAGUUAAGAAAUACUCGUUCGGCUGUUCCGAAGUCGGCUGUCCCGAAGUCAGCUGUCCCGAAGUCAGCUGUCCCGAAGUCAGCUGUCCCGAAGUCGGCCCGUCAAAAGUGUAAACAUACAGGAACAAAGUUUGAAGAACUUUCAGCUGAGAUUGUUUUGGAAAUUUUUGAUUAUCUAGUUGCACAUGAAAUCUGUAACUCGUUUUAUGGCCUCAAUAGUCGAUUCAAACAACUUGUAUCGAAUGCAACAAAUGUUCGUCUCAAUUUAACUCGAACAGAAACAAAACUUUUUCGAAUAUUCCAGCAAAUUUUCAAUGAACAACAUGUAAUUUCACUUGAACUUUUAUAUGAAAAUAUCAACUUUUUAGAAAUAUUUUCUCACCCAAAACGAUUACAAUCAAUUGCACUUUAUGAGGUGCCACUUUUUGCAUUCGAAAAUGAAAUACCCGCAUUAUUGGACGCUUUCAAGUAUCAACUGCGAGAUCUACACAUUGUAUUCAGUAACAUGAAAUUCACCGGAUCUGGUGAACGUGCUGCUCAAUCAUUCGGAUAUCUACUCACAGAGUUACCAUUUUUAACAAAUUUAAAAUUGAGAUCUUCGAACGGAGUCAAUUCAAUAACGUAUAUGCCUUCAACAAUUGUUAACAAUACAAUUCGCAGUUUGACAAUUAGCAUACGUGAAAUGGAACGUUUGAUUCCAUUACUUCAUCGAUUCCAAAAAUUAAAAGUCCUUACACUGUACAUUUAUGAAUUCCGUGGAAAAAAGGCACAACCAGCAGAGAAUAUUAGGUAUUAUCGAGAUCAAAUAAGUGAAAAGACAUCAAUGGAAUAUCCUGCAAAAUUCCGUCAUCUCAACUUGCAUACGAUGGCAUAUUUAGGAAGUGUCCAAAAACUGCUCCCAUUGAUUACUCCCCCAACGUUAUUUACUUUGAGCUUUUUUCAUGAGCGAGCACCAGUGAAAAGGCCGAUACCGAGAAGACAACCCCCGUUUCUUGAUGGUACACAAUGGCAUGACAUGUUGAAAACAUUUUUACCCCCAACAAUGAAAAAGUUAUACAUUGAAUACGAUGAUGUCGAUGAUACAAUGUCACGAACAAAUCCAGAACGAGUUAAAAAGGAAUUUAUUCAAUAUUAUGGAGAAAACUUGUUGCGGGAAGUUUUCUUUACGUAUGACAAAGAUACCAAACUGAUGUCUUUCGAUGCACAUUUUAUUUAG
This is a messenger RNA of Rotaria socialis, 1221 nucleotides long. NCBI's taxonomy places the organism in Eukaryota, Metazoa, Rotifera, Eurotatoria, Philodinida, Philodinidae. The record is from the annotation of a GenBank genome assembly.